Phaedon cochleariae (mustard beetle) is the source of this 1295-nucleotide messenger RNA. NCBI's taxonomy places the organism in Eukaryota, Metazoa, Arthropoda, Insecta, Coleoptera, Chrysomelidae. The record is from the annotation of a GenBank genome assembly.
UAUGAAAACCCGAACGCGGCAUGAAGACUGAAAGAAGAGAAGACUGAGAAAAGAACAACCAUAAUAACCUCUAUUUAGGAUUUGUGAAAAAACAGCCGUUUCAUUUUCAUAAAUCUGAUAAAAUUUCAUUCAAAUUAUGGAAAUGUCAGGUGGAGAUUUCAGUAUGGAAGAAUUCAUCUGCAUUCAAAAAGAAAAUCUUCAGACUGAAGAUAAAUAUUUUAAUAGGGAAAGAACUCUGAAGCUCCUUGAGCUCUACAAAUUAUAUAAAAAAAGAGUAGGCACCUUCGAGGUAAAAUCUAUGAAGAAAUUAUGGGAAGUAGUUGCAAGAGAAAUGUCUAACCAAUAUAAAAUCACUAUUUCCUCCAAUAAAUGUGAAAAUCGAUUCAAAGUAUUAGAGAGGACAUACAAAAAGGUUAUUGACAAUAACAACCAAACAGGUAGAGGGAGAAUGAAAAACUUUGAAUUUGAAAGCGAAAUGGAUGAUAUUUUUGAAAGAAAAAAAAAUAUUCGACCAGCAGUACUCUUAUCCAGUGAUAGAACUUUUAGGGAAAAAUGUCCAGAACCUUCAAGUUCUACUAUGAUUCCCUGCAUUUCUAUUCCCGAUGAUCAAAUACUCAUUGAUGAGCCCUCCAGUUCUUCAUCACAAAAUCCCCCACAGAUAGAUGCAGCUCAAAAAACAAUAUCACCAGGGAAACGUAAACGUGUAAGUGUUCCUAGCUGCACUUACCAGAAACGUAAUGACAUUUUGAUAGAGCUUAAAAAUGAUAUAAAGCAUUUUUAUGACAGAAAAGACAAAAGAGAGCAGGAAAAGCUUGAUAUUUCCAAAAAAAGGCUACAAGAAAAACAAAAGAAAAAUGAAUUACUAGGGGAGUAUAUUCAAUUUUUGAAAUCAAGCCAAAAUAAAGAUCUUCUGAAUAAAUAAUUGAUGAUUCUCAAGCUAGUGUAUUAUCUUUACAUAUGAAUUUGUUCCAGGGUUCCUUUUUUGUUUUGUUGAAGUUUAUUGUUCGUUUUGUUUUUAUAUUUUUCUAUUUGGAAUGCUCAUUAGAUGAGAUAUUUUUCAUGUUUAUUUUUUUGUAGUACAGGGUUGAGCAAAUUUAUGAUAUAUUCAGUUUCAAAAGACCAAUUUGCUCAACCUAGUACCUACACCUUUUGUACCUGACUGAAUUAUUGUGUUAUUAGGAAUAAAGCUAAUUUAUAUUUAUUAUAUCUCAAAUAUAAAAAAUCUCAUGUUAAUUUGAGAUUCUGUAUUGAGAUCUUUUAGCUUAUAAUAUUUCUUGUAUCUACUCUACUAGUAC